This is a messenger RNA of Grus americana (Whooping crane), 3644 nucleotides long. It is a transcript of the gene FCHO1, whose product is annotated as FCH and mu domain containing endocytic adaptor 1. The record is from RefSeq and is a predicted model, not a curated record. Bases 282 to 3374 code for a protein of 1030 amino acids. The transcript is spliced from 29 exons. Gene Ontology annotation, biological process: clathrin coat assembly; clathrin-dependent endocytosis. Gene Ontology annotation, cellular component: plasma membrane; clathrin-coated vesicle; clathrin-coated pit. Lineage: Eukaryota; Metazoa; Chordata; Aves; Gruiformes; Gruidae.
GCGGUCCCGGCUCGGAGCGCGCGGCCCGGAGCGGGCGCGGGGCGGCGGCGGAGCGGAGCGGGGCGGGGGCGGCCCCGCAGGUGGCUCAGCCUGCGCGGAGGGACCGCCGGGUCGGGGGGGCCGGGAGUGGGCGUGGGGGGGUGCAGCGUGCCCUAACCCCCCCUCCCCUCCAGACCCCCGGCGUGCCGAGGAUGAUCGGGGGGGGCCCACGAGCCCCCCAGCAGCCCAGGGGCGCCGGGAGCUGAGCUGCGGGUCCCCGCGCUGCUGACCCCCCCUCCAAGAUGUCCUACUUCACCGAGCACUUCUGGGGCGAGAAGAACCACGGCUUCGACGUGCUCUACCACAACAUGAAGCACGGGCAGAUCUCUACCAAGGAGCUGGCCGACUUCGUCCGAGAGAGGGCUGCCAUCGAGGAGAACUACGCCAAGGCCAUGGUGAAGCUGUCUAAGAUGGCCACCAAUGGGACCCAGCUGGGGACCUUCGCGCCGCUCUGGGAGGUUUUCCGCAUCUCCUCGGACAAGCUGGCUCUGUGCCACCUGGAGCUGAUGAAGAAGCUGCACGACCUCAUCAAGGAGAUCUCGCGCUACGGCGAGGAGCAAGGCCGGGUGCACAAGAAGUCCAAGGAGGAGGUGUCGGGAACGCUGGAGGCCGUCCAGCUCCUGCACGGGGUGGCCCAGCUGCUGCCCAAGUCCAAGGAGAGCUACCACAGCAAGUGCCAGGAGUACGAGCGGCUGCGCAAGGAGGGCACCAGCCAGAAGGAGAUCGACAAGGCAGAGCUCAAGUCCAAGAAGGCGGGCGAGGCGCUGCGGCGGGCGGUGGAGAAAUACAAUGCUGCCCGCGCCGACUUCGAGCAGAGGAUGCUGGAUUCGGCCAUGCGCUUCCAGGAGGUGGAAGAAGCCCACCUACGCCACAUGAAGGGUCUCAUCGGCUCCUACUCGCACUCCGUGGAGGACACCCACGUCCAGAUCGGGCAGGUCCAUGAGGAAUUCAAGCAAAACGUGGAGAACAUCGGCACCGAGAUGCUGUUACGGAGGUUUGCCGAGAGCAAAGGCACGGGGCGAGAGCGACCAGGAGCGUUGGAUUUCGACGAGUACCGGCUGGCCCCAGCGCAGGAAGGACCCAAGAGGAGUCGGAGUAAAGCUUUCCGUAUCCCUGGGUUGAGCCGUAAGGAGAGGGAUCGCGAUGCUGUGGAAUCCCCGGAUGCCGAGGUGGGCUGCCCGGAGGUGGAUGAGGACGGGUUCACCGUGCGUCCUGACGUCACCCGCACCGAGGCAGAGAACCACGUCUGCUCCUCCAGCGACUCCGACUACGACGAGGAUGAGCCCCGCAAGUUUUACGUCCACAUCAAGCCGGUGCAGCCCCGGGAGGCGGGUGGCAGCGCCGAGGCCACCGUGGAGCAGCUCAAGGCCACCGUGGGGAACCUCAUCCUGCCCCCCAGCAUCGGGGGCACCGUCAAGCGACAGUCGUCCCGGCACGUGGCGUCUCUGACCCCAGCCCCAAGUGACACGGACCCCGAGGGGACGCUGGCGGCAGGUGACAGUGCAGGGAGGGGGCGCCUGGCAGCGCAGGCGAACAGCGGCCCCGGGAAAGCCCCUCCGGACAUGGUGCCCCCUGACGCUCUCUUCGGGCCCCCGCUGGAGUCAGCUUUCGAAGCGGAGGAUUUCCCGGCCCCCCGCGCCUACGUCCUCACCUCCUCUUCCUCCCCUUUCUCCUCCUCCUCCCCGGAGAACGUGGAGGACUCGGGUUUGGACUCGCCCUCACACCCUGCGCCCGGACCCUCCCCGGACUCAAGACCCUGGACCCCACAGCCGGGGACGCCGCAGAGCCCCCUCCCCAAGCGGGGCGGCCCGUCGGACCCCCCGCUGCCUCCGCCGCCACCCCCCGCCACCCGAGAUCCCGGCGCCUGGGUGCCGCGGCCCCGCAGCCCCGCCGGCCGCCUCCCCGAGCCCCCCGGCUUCGCCGUCUUCAGUGGCCCCGGGGCCGAGGGGCUCUGGGAGGACGCGGAGACGGCGCCCCGGGGACGCAGCCGCUGCCCCAGUGGCCCGGCCCCCCGGGAAGCCCCCUCGCCCGACCCUUUCGGGGAGCCCCCGCCGUGGGUCAGACCCCGCAGCCCCAGCGGGGACCAUCCCCCUCUGCCCUGUCCUUCCUCCAACUCGGCCUCAUCCUCCUCCUCCUCCCCGGCCCCCCCCAGCAGGGGGGAGUCCUCCAGCCCCUCUCCGUGGAGCUGCCAAGGGUCCGGGACGAGGCUGACCGAGGGCGGCACGCCGGCGGCUCCCCCACCGCAGGCUGAGCCGGAUGCUCUCCCCGCCUGGCCCAGCGCAGCCCCCCGCGAGGUCCCGCUCAUGGCCCCCCCUCGCCGCUCCCGCACAAAGAGGCCGGUGGCCGGCCCGGCUGCAGGCAGCAACACCGACCUGUCGCGCUCGCUGAGCCCCUCGCCCUCCUGGAGCUGCGGCCCCUCGCACUCAGCGCCCGCCAGCCUGGGCGAGCGGGGCUUCUUCGCCGUCUCCCAGCCGGCGCUCGGGCUGUCGCGGGGUCCCAGCCCCGUGGUGCUGGGCUCGCAGGACGCGCUCCCCGUGGCCACCGCCUUCACCGAGUACGUCCACGCGUACUUCAAGGGGCGCGACGCCGACAGCUGCCUGGUGAAGGUGACGGGGGAGCUCACCAUGUCCUUCCCCGCCGGCAUCGUCCGCGUCUUCAGCGGGAGCAUGGCCCCCCCUGUGCUCAGCUUCCGCCUGCUCAACGCCGGCGCCAUCGAGCAGUUCCUGCCCAACGCCGAGCUGCUCUACAGCGACCCGUCCCAGAGCGACCCCAGCACCAAGGACUUCUGGCUGAACAUGGCGGCGCUGACUGGGCACCUGCAGAAACAAGCGGAGCAGAGUCCAGCCGCCUCCUACUACAAUGUGGCUCUGCUCAAGUACCAGUUCUCACGGCUGGGCCCCGGCUCGGCGCCGCUGCGCCUGUGCGUGCGCUGGGACUGCUCGCCGGGCGCCACGCAGGUCAGCGUCGAGUACGGUUACAACGCCGGCGCCCUGGCCCUGCCCGUGCCCCUCGCCAACGUCCACGUCCUGCUGCCCGUGGACGAGCCCGUCGCCAACCUGCGGCUCCAGCCGGCGGCCAGCUGGAACCUGGAGGAGAAGAGGCUGCUCUGGAGGCUGCUGGAUGUCCCCGGUGCCCCGGGGCAGGGAGGCUGCGGCCAGCUCUCGGCCAGCUGGGAGCCCCUCUGCGGGCCCAGCAAGCCCAGCCCCGUGGCAGCCCAGUUCAGCAGCGAGGGCAGCACGCUGUCGGGCGUCGAGGUGGAGCUGGCGAGCGCCGGGUACCGCAUGUCGCUGGUCAAGAAGAGGUUUGCUACAGGGAUCUACCUGGCAGGGUCCUGAGCCACCUCCCACCGUACCCUCCGAGCCCCCCUGGGCUUCCCCCUUGGUUGUGUGAACUUGAAACACUGGAUGGAGGCCAGCUGGGGAGGGGGUGCCGCCGGGUGGGAGCCCCCCCCCAAUCUCCUCCUCCUCUCCUUCUCCCUCCGGCCCCCCACUCCAUGGCUGUCACCGUGUCGUCUCCUGCUGCCCGGCGGUCGGUCCCCUCCACCCUCCCCUGUGCUGUGAAGGGAGCAGGAGCUGCUCUUUUAUUAAACACUUUAUUUUCUAAUA